GAGAGAGACAGAGAGAGAGAGAGAAAGAACGUUCAGUAUCGUCGCACUCUGUACCUAAAGACCAAUAUUUUCUGAGAAGCUCUUUACCUCAGGGCCUCGGCACAGACGCCGAAAUUUGACGACGGUGACACAGGACUUAGUGUCAGGGUUAAGCUAGCGAAUUCUUUAAAGGAGACUGUGACAAGUAGCAGAUUUUCCGUUGGACGGUCUGUAGGCUAGGGUAUAGCGAGGGAGCCGCCAUGGCAGUCGGAUCAUUGAGCCUCCACAUCGGGAUAUGAAGAGGAACUGCAUGUGUCCCGAAUCAGAAAGAAAAGACCACAUUUGUCUUUGAUCCGUGUUGGAUCAACAUUUGUACUAACCUGUCUUCAUCUUUGUGGAAUUCACCCAGAAAAUAUCGCAAUUGGUUUUAACAGAGGGGCCACAGGGAGAGGCCAGAUUCAUGACUAUUUUAGUCGGAGACGUGUCUUCUCAGGCCCGUUGAAAGAAAACCUGGAAUAUAAGGAGGAAAUGAUGCUCUGAUUGACCGUCGGUGGCAAAGAACGGUUAGUUUAUUAGGUGAUAUAAAGUAUUGUGAAGGAUCUUUGGGAGAAAGGGGUCUUUUCUGCCUGCCUUUUUUUGAGUCAUAGUAGUAUUAAUUUACUGCCAUCCCUUUUGGAUGAGAAGGUUCGGCAAAUCGAUCAGCCCUGCCGUUUAGCAAGUCGCAGUCUCCGUGUCGAGAGAAUCUAAGGGAUUGGAUCAUGUCGGGUCGGCCUAGGACCACAUCCUUCGCAGAGAGCUGCAAACCAGUGCCGCAGCCUUCGGCUUUCGGCAGCAUGAAAGUCAGCAGAGAUAAAGAUGGCAGUAAGGUAACAACAGUUGUGGCCACCCCGGGCCAAGGUCCUGACCGACCCCAGGAGGUGAGCUACACGGACACCAAGGUCAUCGGCAACGGCUCUUUUGGUGUUGUCUACCAAGCUAAACUCUGCGACUCUGGAGAACUAGUAGCCAUCAAGAAGGUCCUGCAAGACAAGAGAUUUAAGAACCGUGAGCUGCAGAUCAUGAGGAAGUUGGACCACUGCAACAUAGUUCGCCUACGCUACUUCUUCUACUCCAGUGGAGACAAGAAAGAUGAAGUGUAUUUGAAUCUGGUUCUGGACUAUGUCCCCGAGACUGUCUACAGAGUGGCAAGACACUACAGCCGAGCCAAACAGACGCUGCCUAUGGUUUAUGUCAAGUUGUACAUGUACCAGUUGUUCAGGAGCCUGGCCUACAUCCAUUCGUUUGGGAUCUGCCAUCGGGACAUCAAGCCCCAGAAUCUGCUGCUAGACCCAGAGACGGCUGUACUCAAGCUCUGCGACUUUGGCAGUGCAAAGCAGCUGGUCCGUGGAGAGCCUAAUGUGUCCUACAUCUGUUCUCGCUACUAUCGAGCCCCUGAGCUCAUCUUUGGUGCCACUGACUACACCUCCAGCAUAGAUGUAUGGUCAGCUGGCUGUGUACUGGCAGAGCUGUUGCUAGGACAACCAAUCUUCCCAGGCGACAGUGGAGUGGAUCAGUUGGUUGAAAUCAUCAAGGUUCUUGGCACCCCAACCAGGGAGCAGAUCCGUGAGAUGAACCCCAACUACACCGAGUUCAAAUUCCCCCAGAUUAAGGCACAUCCAUGGACUAAGGUGAGUCAACAGGUCUUCCGGCCUCGUACGCCUCCAGAGGCGAUCGCCUUGUGCUCCCGCCUGCUGGAGUACACGCCCACGGCUCGCCUCACCCCUCUAGAGGCCUGCGCACACUCCUUCUUUGACGAGCUGCGCGACCCCAACGUUAAACUGCCCAACGGGAGAGAAAAGCCCUCUCUCUUUAACUUCACCACCCAGGAGCUAUCUAGUAAUCCCUCUUUGGCCUCCAUACUCAUCCCUGCUCACGCCCGCAGUCAGGCCGCCGCCUCAACCCCAACCAACGCGUCUGCCACCACAGAUGGCAGCAGCACAGAGCGAGGUCCCAGCACCACCACCGCCUCAGCCUCGGCCUCCAACUCCACCUCCUGAACUCACAGGCCACCUGCCCUGCCCCGGUCUCAGCCCCAGCCUACAGCCUCUCCAUUGCACCGGCCAGGGGGUGAGCUCCGCUCAGCUCUGCUCCUGCCCUGCUCUCCUCCCUGAUGGCGGCGCAGCGAUGCUGAGGCAGCCCGGGGUCAACAGCUAAACAACAGCCCCAUGCCAUGACCGUUAACCAAGCACCCUAACCCCUGUCUUUUCUCCCCACCUGGCCUCCUCGUAGAGCUGUUUGAACUCUUCUCCAUCCUCCGUCAGUGACAUCUCUCUGUGCCCUUUUUAACAGGGAAGCAAAGUGCAGGGCCAGAGCUGUUGCCGACUGUUCUAUUGACAAAAGUACACUGUACAUGUAUACACAAAGCUAGCCUGCUAAUGUUUGUAAGAGGACAAUCUGUAGAAAAGUCCUUUGCUGUUCCCUUUGGCCCUUUCCACUUGCAUCCCCACCUCCUCCUCCUCUGGUUCCUUCUGUAGUGCAUGACCCGAUUACAGUAGGAUCAACCAGAGGCCGGGGGGUGAUCAAACCCGAUCAUUCCCUCCCAGCGCCACCUCCGCAGACAAGGCAUGAGGCUCACGCACACCUAUACACGCACUCAGACACACGCACAUCCUCACACACUUGGAUGCAUGAUGAUCCUGAUGUAUGCAGAAAGAUGCAGUCCUUUUGGGUAAUGGAGGGGAAUGUUUGGGCAGUUCUUUUUUUUGUCUGGGGUGUUUUUAAAUGGUUAGCAAUCUGUUUUACUCAAAUUGCUUUUAUUUUAUUUGAUUUUGUACUCCUGGGCAGAUGUUUUUGGACGUGCAAUGGAUGUGACAUGUCUCUGAUCCUGUGUGGUUGUAUAAUAUAUACAUACAAUACAAACCAACAUGCAUACAUACAGUUUAUAUAUUACUUUUCCUUAUGUAUAAAAAGUAUAUAUAGAUAUAUGUAUAUUAACUACAAUGGUUCAGAAAUCAUUUAUGGUGAGCUCAUAUCUGGCAGAGCAGCGGCAAUAUUUGCUGCUGCCUAAAGACAAUAGAGUAAGAUAAGGUGGUGUUUUAUUUUUGUCGUAUUCUUUUCUUGCUGGAGUGUGGUUAGAUUCCAGCAACCUCUUGUGUUGCGUGUUAUUACGGCUGUAGAUGGAUUUAGGGCACCGCUCUACUUCUCCGUCAUCGACUGUCUGUAACAGAACAUCUGUGACAGGGCAGCGUCGGACGAACACGCUCUCCUACCCGCAUCCUCAUCCUUUCUCUUCCAGAAGAUCAUGCUUUUCUCUUCUCAACUCUUUUAGGAGUCCUGGCGGUGGUCUUUGGUGCACCACUCGCCCGUCACGUGCUGUGACCACUGACUGAAGUGUUAGCCUAGCGUCCUCUUCCACCCUCUCCUUCACAUGCAGCAGAGCACAUAGAACCGCUCGGUACAGUCUGUCAAGAUCGUCUAUAUUUACAGAGAAUACUCACUACAUAAAAAAAAAGGAAAAAUAAAAAAUAAAAAAAAAAACUCAAUUUGUAUAUACAGUAUAAAUGCUCCUCACCAAAUUCUGACUUGUAUGACUUGUAUGUUGUUUUUUAUGUUAUGUUGAUUAUUUUUCCAUGUUGUGUUCAAGGUAUGUAUAUACGCAGACCCAUGUACUGUUUAUGAGCAAAAACAAAGACGACAAAUGGGAAGGGGGGGGGAAAAAACCAGAAUCAGGGGUAAACUGAUGUUGUUUAUGGAUAUUGUUGAUGAUGAGCUUUAUCCAGCCAUAUGUUCAAUCUUACCUGUACAGUACAGUAGAUGAAAGCUGUAUUAUUGUAACAAGAACUAGUCAUGUAUAGUGUAACUAUAGUUUGGAGUGCCUUUGCUUUCAUACACCUUCGCCUUGUGUCCACCCUCACCCAGCCCCUCCCCCACCAUUACCUUACCUGAUAUCGUGACUCUCCCUUUGGUGCUGUUGAAUGUCCCGCUACACACACACACUUGUCUUUCAUCUUUACCCUUUUCUCAUAUAUAUAUAUAUAUAUAUAUAUAUACAUAUAUAUAUAUAUAUAUAUAUAUAUAUGUAUAUAUAUUUGUUCAUUGUAAGGAUCAUUUAUUUUCCUUAACUGAGGAUACACUAGACAGGUGUUUAUUUUAGAUGUUUUAUCUUGGACACAUGUAUUGUGGGGUGUUGUGGAUGGCAGCAGAGGUUUAGAAAAAAGGCUUCAUGUACUGUAUGUAUACAAUACAGUAGAAUCUCUGUAUCACUUACAGUAUUGGUUCUGUUACCAAAGCCAAACUAUGAUGUAGUCGUGAUGAGCCAAUCCUCAGAUGCAAUAACUCUCCUCGUCUCUUCUGUGUCUGGAUAUUUUGUUUCUGUCCACUUUGUUUUUUUGGUCCUCCUGGGCUGCAUGUUCUGGUAGGUGAAUUCAGUAGCACCUAAAGUGGUCGAGUCAUGUAGCCUUUUUCCUGUCUCCUGCUUGCUGUAAUUUUGCAUUCAUGAACUUGUUGCUAUCCUCCACCAGGUUUGACCACUUCACCCUACCCUUAACUCCCAGUUCAAUAAAAACACCAGACUGGUUACCAAAAAAGAAGUAUAAAUACUAGUAUCACAUAGCAUACUAGCAUAUAUACUAGUAGAACAACUGGGUUUAACUGGGGUUAAAGAAAAAAAAAUUUAAAUACUACAAAAACAUCCUGUAUAACAGUACUACUACUUGAAUGCCUCCGUUUGUGACUGAAAUUUUUAUUUCAUUAGUUUUAUUUUUGUUCUUUUUGUUUCUUUUGUUCUGUGAAGGUAUGCUAAAUGUGCGCCUCUGUAAAUAUUCCCUCUGCGUGCUCCGAGGAAUAGUUCCCUGGUACUGUAAUUUGCAUUAAAUAAAGAGUAGGAUAGCCUGGAAAUGAUCAAGAAAA
This is a messenger RNA of Melanotaenia boesemani (Boeseman's rainbowfish), 4866 nucleotides long. It is a transcript of the gene gsk3ba, whose product is annotated as glycogen synthase kinase 3 beta, genome duplicate a. Bases 738 to 2015 code for a protein of 425 amino acids. Gene Ontology annotation, molecular function: protein serine/threonine kinase activity; beta-catenin binding; ATP binding. Gene Ontology annotation, biological process: protein phosphorylation; insulin receptor signaling pathway; extrinsic apoptotic signaling pathway in absence of ligand. NCBI's taxonomy places the organism in Eukaryota, Metazoa, Chordata, Actinopteri, Atheriniformes, Melanotaeniidae. The transcript has 11 exons. The record is from RefSeq and is a predicted model, not a curated record. Gene Ontology annotation, cellular component: nucleus; beta-catenin destruction complex; axon.